This is a messenger RNA of Argentina anserina (silverweed cinquefoil), 1976 nucleotides long. Its product is annotated as lysine histidine transporter-like 8. The transcript has 4 exons. The record is from RefSeq and is a predicted model, not a curated record. NCBI's taxonomy places the organism in Eukaryota, Viridiplantae, Streptophyta, Magnoliopsida, Rosales, Rosaceae. Bases 74 to 1732 code for a protein of 552 amino acids. Gene Ontology annotation, biological process: amino acid transmembrane transport. Gene Ontology annotation, molecular function: amino acid transmembrane transporter activity. Gene Ontology annotation, cellular component: membrane.
AGUAUUCCAACCAAGAAACAGGGGUAGAGCAUAGAGAGCAAGAAUCCCACAUCGCAGACAGCGCUAAAGAACCAUGAGUAACGAAGCAAAUGAGAUCAGUUCAGCUCCUAUAACACCUCGGCCGGUGGCUCCGAAGCCUCCGGUGGCACCUCAACAGCAGCCUCCAGUGUCUUGUCCUCCUUCCCAGUACAACUCCCCUUCUUUGACCCGGUCACCGCUGCUCGAAGCAGCCAUCCCAGCUGCCAACCACCACGGAGGUGAAGAUGUCGAGGGCGCUAGUGCAAUAGUCCCGAGCAAGACUCCUAAGGGAGCUAGAACCCCAUUGGGGAUAAGAACGCCAAGGAUGUCGACUCCGAGGUUCCUCACUCCCUUAGGUAGCCCGGUAAGGAAGGCUCUCAGGGCUACGAGGCUUGACCCUGAAGAUGCUUGGCUACCCAUCACCGAGUCCCGAAAUGGCAACAAGUACUACGCGGCUUUUCACACUCUUUGCUCCGGUAUCGGUAUCCAAGCUUUGGUGCUUCCGGUGGCCUUCACAAUUCUCGGAUGGACAUGGGGAAUCAUCUGUUUGACCGUAGCAUUCAUAUGGCAACUCUACACCCUCUACCUUCUUGUUCAUCUCCACGAAAACAUCGAAACCGGAGUCCGGUACAGCAGGUACAUGCAACUCUUCAGUCUAACGUUCGGCGAUCGAAUCGCGAAUCUGCUAGGGCUAUUCCCUAUCAUGUACCUUUCCGGUGGUACCUGCGUGGCCUUAAUCGUCAUUGGUGGAUCGACCUCGAAGCUCUUCUUCCAGAUCGUCUGUGGCGCUACCUGCACCGCCAAGCCAUUAACGACCGUAGAAUGGUUCUUGGUGUUUACGUGUUGCGCUGUGCUUCUUUCAUUGUUGCCUAACUUGAACUCCAUUGCUGGGGUUUCGUUGAUUGGUGCAAUGACUGCUGUUGCAUACUGUACCAUGAUGUGGGUGGUGUCUGUAACUGAGGGUAGGCUUCCUGGGGUGUCCUAUGACCCUGUUAGGAAAGGAACCGAAGUUGCAAGAGUGUUUGAUGUGUUGAAUGCACUUGGGAUCAUCGCUUUCGCAUUCAGAGGUCACAAUCUAAUCCUCGAGAUUCAGGCCACCAUGCCUUCGAGUGAGAAACAUCCAUCACAUGUGCCAAUGUGGAAUGGUGUCAAGGUGUCUUACACACUCAUUGCUGCUUGCUUAUUCCCCAUUGCCAUUGGUGGCUACUGGGCCUAUGGUCACUUGAUUCCGGCAGACGGAGGAAUGCUCGCUGCCAUUUACGGAUUCCACCGAACAGAUGUGUCGCAGUUCAUUUUGGGACUAAUGAGCUUGUUCGUGGUAGUAAACGCCGUGAGCUCGUUCCAAAUCUACGGGAUGCCAAUGUUUGACCACAUGGAGUCGAAGUACACUAGCCGAAAGAAGCAGGCAUUGCCGUGGUGGCUAAGGUGCAUUGCGAGAGCCAUGUUCGGAUUCGGGUGCUUCUUCAUCGCCGUGGCAAUCCCAUUUUUGGGAAGUGUUGCUGGUUUGAUCGGAGGAAUCGCCUUGCCGGUGACAUUGGUGUACCCAUGUUGGAUGUGGCUCAAGAUCAAGAAGCCGAAGAAGUACAGCGUAAGCUGGUGGGUCAAUUGGGUUCUUGGUGUGUUGGGAAUGGGUCUAACUGGUGUUCUGAUUGCCGCUGGACUCUACGUUGUUAUUGACACUGGUAUUAAAGUCAGCUUCUUCAAGCCUCACUAAUAAGGCAACAAAAAACAGAAUGAUAUUUGGGUGAAGUUGCUCUUAUUAAUUUGUUUCAGUGAUCUUUGUAAAGAUGAAAAUGUUAGAAAAUGUUAUUUACAGUUGAAGAGGAUAACACAAUUAUAUAUAGGGUAUUUUUUUGUUCUUGUUGGGGCAUGGGAAUGUUGUAAUUCGACAUUUAUAGAAUCUAUUAGGUGUGUGAUAACAAUUUUAGUGGAAAUUUCAUAUUGAAUCUUUAAUCUGU